Molecule: messenger RNA, 1721 nt
Organism: Annulohypoxylon maeteangense
Lineage: Eukaryota; Fungi; Ascomycota; Sordariomycetes; Xylariales; Hypoxylaceae
Exons: 1
Coding region: 319-978 (219 amino acids)
Source: RefSeq, a predicted model, not a curated record
AGCUGGCUGCAGCCACCAAAUUCAUCACGAAGCCUAAUAACUGUUUGAAUUACCCACAAGCGAAAUAUAAUAGGACAAUACGACGCCGAUCAAUUAAUCAUGCUGUCAGCUGGCGAAAGAGAGAGCGUCUCCCCUAUUCGUACCUUAUCCCAUCAAACGGUUUGAGCUGAAGAUCUCUGAUCUCUAAUCUCUGUUGUACUCAUCUUUUCCAAUUUUUUUCUCUCUCGUCACGUCAAAAACAAAACUAAAAACCUAAUAUUCUUUGGAAGUCCGGAAGAUCCAUCUGUUAGUACGAUAGUCCGUUUGUCAGAAGCCAACAUGCGCGCCUUCACCUACUUCGUUCUCUCUUUUGUCGGUACCGUCCACAGCCUCCCGGCAUUCCUCGCGGAGAGCAAGCGGAGUCUGAUCAACCUCAGCCCCGACGUUGACCUCGGGCUCAACCUCGAGAAUGACAAUUCAUGUCUCGGGAUAGGCAUAUCGGUGUGCGACCCUAUCACCGUUGAUUCCAAGACCAGUUCAACCACUGCGGACAACACAUCAAGCUCUAGCUCCUCUAAGACUAAGACGGAGUCUAAUACCAGCAGCGAUGACAAUUCGCUAAUCAACCUGAGCCCUACUAUCUCACCGGAUCUCAACCUAAGCAAUGAGAACAGUUGUUUGGGCAUUGGCAUUAGUGCCUGUGAUCCUAUCACUGUCGGAUCUGACGUCACCAAAACGGUUACCAAAACUGACGGUUCAUCUGAUGAGACGACCGAGACGGAGCAGUCCAGCUACCCUACUGCCAGCACCCAAAGCAAAAGCACUACUACCACCACUACCAGUAACAGCGGCAGCAGCAGCGGUGGUAGCCUUCUCAACCUCAGCCCAACCAUAUCCCCCGACCUCAACCUAGUCAACGAUAACAGUUGCACAGGGAUCGGCAUAUCGGCAUGCGACCCCAUCACCGUCGACUCCACUACCACCCAAAACGCAAGCUAAAUGGCUGCUUACCUCCUACUCUAUUAUGUAUUGGUGUUUUCAUUCAAAAGCAAAAAGCGAACACGUAUAUUAAAGUCGUUAUUGACAUACCCCGAAUCCGUUCAUGUAAAUAGCUUUAACAUAUAAUCUCGAUGCUUGGACUCUAAUAAUAUUUGGUACGGUCGCACAUCUAUCUCAUGAUCAUCUAUGUACUUAAUGUGUCGGAUAUACAUAACUACGGGGCAUUUAUAUAUUCUUCUUACAGGUGAUCCCAUCAUGGCAUGAACUGAAGUGAACCAUCGUGACCAGAAUUGAUGAACAUCAACACCAUCAAAACCUAUCUAAAUUUAUCGUAAAAUUUCAAAUAACAAUCGCAUUAUACAAACUGAUCAUCCCAACCCAUGUCUAUAAAAUUCCGGCAUACAGCGAUAAAGAUCUCACUUUGAAACGACGCACUAGCCCCCAAGCUAAUCCGUCCAGCUUCUAGUAAAUCCAAGGACCUUCCUUACAGCAUCAAUGUAAAUCAUUACGUCAAGAAACCUCGUCAAUUCAGCCCUCAUCAGAACCCAAAACCAACGACAACCGCACUGACUGCCCCCCGGAUUCCAUCUAGGUACACUUUACGCUGAUCCCCUGCAUAGUAUGACAACACACGUACCCCACGACAGCAUCACCCUCACCCUCCUCAAUCCAAGUUAUAAGAUGAAUAAUCGAUAGUUAUGCUAGUAUAUACUCAUAAGUAGUUAAAAAUUACUAAUUAUUAC